Messenger RNA from Racocetra persica, 230 nucleotides. The record is from the annotation of a GenBank genome assembly. NCBI's taxonomy places the organism in Eukaryota, Fungi, Glomeromycota, Glomeromycetes, Diversisporales, Gigasporaceae.
AAAAUAAUAGUAUAGAACUGGAACAAGAUGAAGAUGUUUUGGAAUCUGCUCAGUCAAAUAAUAACAAACUUGAAAUCGGUCUAAUAGUCGAUUUUUCAUAUGCAAAUUUUGGUAGGCAAGAUAAUGCCGAAGAAUUAUCUCAUACAACACAAAGAAGUAGUAAUAUGGAAUUCGAUCCUGUAGCAAUUGUAGAAAGAGAAUUUCAAUUUUUUAAUGAUGAUUUAUUAUAA